This is a messenger RNA of Epinephelus fuscoguttatus (brown-marbled grouper), 4769 nucleotides long. RefSeq names its product G-protein coupled receptor family C group 6 member A-like. Gene Ontology annotation, cellular component: membrane. The record is from RefSeq and is a predicted model, not a curated record. Gene Ontology annotation, biological process: G protein-coupled receptor signaling pathway. Gene Ontology annotation, molecular function: G protein-coupled receptor activity. The transcript has 6 exons. The coding region runs from base 53 to 2644 and encodes 863 amino acids. NCBI's taxonomy places the organism in Eukaryota, Metazoa, Chordata, Actinopteri, Perciformes, Serranidae.
UACAUGAGAGGCGUUAUUCAGGAACCAGUUUAUACUUAGGAGAGAAAAACAAAUGCAUACAGUACAUGUAGUGUUUUACCCCUGCACAUCCACCAUGUCUUUGUCAUGGUUAUUUGUCAGUAUCGUGGGUUUAUUUUGCCCUUGUUCGGGAGAGAAUGGUCUUCUGCAUGCAUACUCUUCUGGGGACAUCAUCAUUGGAGGACUUUUCCCUAUUCAUUCACGAACCAACAGGAGCACAAUGCCUGGAUCACUUGCCUGCCAUGACUAUGCUGUCCAAUCGUUCCUUCACAGUCAAGUGAUGAUAUACGCCAUAAGAGAAAUAAACGAGCGCACACCAAGGGUUCUACCCAACAUCACCAUAGGAUAUGACAUCUAUGACACCUGCGGAGAUGUCAGCUUUGCCAUCAUUGCAACACUCCAGUUGCUGAAGAACCAGUCAGACCCUCAGAGCUGUUUAGUACCUGCAAGCUCUCAAUCUGCUUUAACUGAACCCAAAACAAAGGCAGUGAUAGGCGAACACUCCUCUGAAGUAUCAAUAGCUGUUGCACGAGUUGUUGCUCUGUCAUCAGUUGCCCAGAUUAGCUAUGCUUCAACUAGCGAGAUUCUCAGCAGGAAGUUGAAGUUCCCCACUUUUUUGCGAACAAUACCUAGUGAUGAAUUUCAGACAAGGGGCAUUGCUGAAAUGGUGAGGAGGUAUAAUUGGAAAACAGUGGCCAUUGUAGGAAGUGAUGAUGAGUACGGGAGGUACGGCAGUGAUAACCUCGAGAACAUCUUUAGUGAAACAAAUGAUCCCUGCAUUGACUUCAUUAGCAUCCUGCCUGAUUACUUCUCCCAGAACGAUUUAAAAGCCCACAAGACACAGGCUGAGCUGAUAAGCAAUAUCAAUAAGUCCUCUGCCGAGGCCGUCAUCCUGUUCACCAAGGAAGUCAAUGUUGCUGUCAUCAUUGAAGCAGCUAUUAAAUACAACCUCAACAGAACUUGGAUUGCAAGUGAUACAUGGUCCACCUCUACAGAGAUCUCUGCACUGCCAGGCAUUAAGAUGGCUGGGGAGGUGUUCGGAUUCAUCUCAAAGAGGAACGAGCUGUCUGGUUUUAAAGACUAUGUCAUCUCCAUGUUCAACGGGUUCAACGGGACCAUGAACGGCAUUCUUGAAGAUUACCUGACUCGCUAUCCACUUUGUUCUUACCAGUCUGAGGAGAACAGAGAAAGUAACUGCUCGCUAACAAACAGCCAACAGGGAUCCAAGCAAUGUCUGGACCCAAGCUGCUUAGCCACUUAUAUUGACCAGGAUUUAGUAUACAAUGUCUACCUGGCUGUUCAAGUCAUUGCUGAGGGUCUCAGGCGCUUGCUUAAGUGUGACAACCACAAGUGUGAACGUAAUACCAAAUUUACAGCCUUGGAGCUUCUUAUGGAAAUCAAGAGAGUCAACUUCACUGUACACAACUCACAUAUAGUCUUUGACCACAAUGGAGACCCCACAAGUUUAGGAUAUGAUAUUAUAUAUUGGAACAUGACUACAGAGCUCACACGCAUAACAACCAUUGGAGAAUACUGGCCCAGUGGAGAAAUCAAAGUCCCAAAUGAUCUUGUUCAAAAUAUGACGGUCACAGUGUACAACUGCUCUAAAACAUGCCAACCAGGACAACAGUUGAAGAAGCAUGGCAAAAAGUGCUGCUAUGAUUGUGUUCCUUGUGCAGAUGGAGAGUUUUCUGUCGGAAAUGGUGCGGAGUGUAAACCCUGCGGUUUAAAGGAGUAUUCGUCUCCACAGAGGGAUAGGUGUUUGAAUAAAACUGUUGAAUUCCUAGAGCGGUCAGAUCCCUUCGUUAUCUUUUUAAGCUGCUUGGAAGUCUUUGGUAUAAUUGUUACCAUUGUGUUUGCUAUUUUGUUCAUAAUCAAUCGAAGCACUCCCAUUGUGAAGGCUGUUGGAGGUUACUUGUGUUUCUUGGAGCUUUUUUCCUUGCUGGCCUGCUUCUGCCUCACAUUCAGCUUCGCAGGAAAACCCACUGUAGCUUCCUGCAUGGCAGGCCUGCCUCUCUUUGGCAUAGUCUUCUCCCUCUGCAUCUCCUGCAUCCUGGCCAACCUUCUCCAAAUCUUAGUGGGCUUCAACUUUAACCUGAAGAUAGGAUCCUGGAUUGAGAAGUUCAAUCAGCCGGUGCUUGUGGUGACCGUCGUCUCUGGGAUCCAGGUGGCCUUGUGUGUGUCAUGGCUUUGUUUUCAUCCCCCACUCCCUGACCCAAGGGAUUCAAACCAGACCAUCCUGCAUCAGUGUCACAAAGGCUCCAGUUACUUCUUUAUUGCAAUGUUAGGCUACAACGCUCUCUUGGCCCUGAUCUGUUUCCUGAUUGCAUUCAAAGGCAAACAGUUGCCAGAUCUUUAUAAAAAUGCAAGUUUAAUCACCGUCAGCAUGCUGCUGUUUUUAAUAGUCUGGAUUUUCUUCAUCCCGAUAUAUAUCACAAUGAUUGGGGAGUACAAACGAGCUAUUGAAAGCGCAGCCAUUCUCAUUUCUAGCUACAGCAUCCUGGGCUGUCACUUGGCCCCAAAGUGUUACAUUAUGGUCUUCAGGAAAGAGAUUAAUAACAAGAGUGCCAUUACCGCGUACAUCAGGAAGCAUUAUGAGCAAACAGGUGAGGCUGUGGUGAAGUGAUAAUUUCACAUGCACAUCUACAUCAAUUCCCGCACAGAAAUACGUCUUCUUGUGGUGAAACUACACAUCGUUUUUACACUUACUUACACAAAUUAAAUACGGCGUGUAACGAGCUUUAGUUAGGGUGGUAGGCAGAUUUUAUUUUGUUGACUAGCUGUUUUCCUUUUUCCAGUCUAUGUAGCCUUUGUGUUUAACAAACACGAGAGUGCUAUCCACCUACUCAUCCAACUAUCUGUCAGAAGCUGAAUAAAUGUAUUUCCCACAUAGACAACCUGCUCCUAUAACAAUUAGAGAGCCAUCAGUCACACGCUGCAUGUACACUAUACUACUUGUGUCUGUAUAGUAUUUGCCACUUGUAUGCAUUUAUCAGAAGUUCUCAAGGUUGUGUCAAUGAUACAUCUGUAACCAGAACUCCUACUUUAUUGCUGUUACCACCACUGCUGCUUUAACAUGGCAUAUUUUAAAAAGAAAUCAAGUUUAUCAUCCCUACUCUCUUGAGCUGUCAUGUUUAAAGACAUUUGAUUCUGUGUGCUUUUGAUUUAGUUUUAUAUUAUAAUGUAAAGCUUUUAAAAGGUUUACAUGCUUAACAGUUAUGCAGGAGUGGUAUACCAAAUAUGAUGUUCAGGCUGAAUUCUGUUUGUUUCCUAUGUAUAUAUUGUGUAACUUGACUAUCACACUGCUACACUGUAUACUGUAAUGGUGACUAGAUAAUUGGUUUGUGUUUCCUCAUGUAUGUAAAUGAAAAUAUUCUGUAUUUUAAGUCACACAAAUUCCUUUUUAAACUACUCCUUAAACAAUCAGACAGUCAUCAGUCACACACUGCGUGCACACUGUCCUACUUGGGUCUGUCAUAUGCAAAACAUUUGCAGUGGUAUUUGCUACUUGUAUGCAUUUAUUAGAAGCUCUAACAGUUGCGUCAGUGAUGCAUUUGUAACCGGAACACUUACUUUACUGCUGUAUUACCUCUGCUGCUAAAUCAUAACAUGUUCUGUAAAGAAAUUAAGAUAUUCUAUCGUCCUGACUCCUUUGAAUUGUCAGUUUUAAAAAACCAUUGUAGUGUGUAUGCAAGGUCAGCACAAGUGUCUGUUUUUGUAAUGUGGUUACUUUUUACUUUUCAUCUACAAUCUUACUAUAUAAUGAUGAAAACUCUGUCUGUGUGUCUGUUCCACGUUUUUCUCCUCACUGACUUGGUCAAUCCAUGUGAAAUGUGGCAUACUGGUAGAGGGUCAUGGGAGGAUGCGAAUGAAGCAAUAUUACAUCAAUUGGCCAAAGGGGGGCGCUAUAGCAACCGAUUUAAAUUGCAAACAUUGAAUGGGCAUAUCUCAUGCGCUGUAUGUCGUAGAGACAUGAAACUUUGCACAGAGAUGCCUCUCCUCAUGAGGAACAAAUUUGCCUCAAGAACCCAUAACUUCUGGUUAUAUAGAUUUUCCGCCAUUUUGAAUUUUUUGAAAAACACUUCAAAUCCAUCUCUUCCUAGGAAGUUUGACCAAUCUGCAUGAAACUCAUAAUCUUGGGACCAAUAUCUAAAGUUACCUCUUGGCAAAAGUUGGAAAACUUUCUAAAACUGAGCUUCUAUAAGGCAAUGAAUAUUGCGGAGGGCGUGGCUCAUCACAUAAAGGUGUAUAACAUCUCAAGGGUUUCACCGAUCACCACGCAACUUUGUAGGCAUAUGACCACACAUAAUCUGAGGGGACCCCUCCAUUAUUGACCCCAUCAAACAAAAUGGGGGCACUAGAGAGCUAAUUUCUUAUCUAGGCCUAACCACCAUAUGGGUUUUUACUAAACUUGGUAGAUAUGUAGAACAGGACGCCUCAAGGUGACUGGAGAAAUUUAACUCUAAUUGGCAACUGGGUGGCGCUAUAACAACAGAAAAAUGCUUAAAAAUGGCUAAAAUGUGACUGAUCGCUGUGGCUCCCCCUGUGGCCAAAUGUUGGGUUUUUUUCUAAUUUUUGGUAUGACUAAGUCAUGGUAUGGUAUGCUGCUGCAACAAGGGCUAGCUGCAUCUUUCCCAUGCGAACUACCAGUGCGUCCCACUUUUAAGUCAAUACCACAUAUAAACACUUUAACUAUGUGCCUUUCAACGUGCUAUCUCAGCUACUAAUGUAGAGUUUUAGCCCACUAACUA